Molecule: messenger RNA, 3950 nt
Organism: Orbicella faveolata
Lineage: Eukaryota; Metazoa; Cnidaria; Anthozoa; Scleractinia; Merulinidae
Molecular function (GO): protein binding
Source: RefSeq, a predicted model, not a curated record
UUCUUCUUCUUCUUCUUCUUCUUCAUCAUCAUCUUCUUCUUCUUCUUCUUCUUCUUCGUCUUCUUCUCCUCCUGCUCCUCCUGCUCCUUCUUCUUCUACUUCUUCUUCCUACCAAUAAUGAAUGUCCUUGGUAAAGGUGCGAGGGAUACUCGUCGGAAAAGCUUAGAGAAGUCUCUUCGUCAGUACUCAAAUUCAUUUUUGGUGCCGAGGUUGUUGAAAUUUUUUUUUUUCAGUACUUAUUUAAUCUACUGAGUGUCACUGAGGGACUGAGUGAGCAGUGACAGCGGCUAAGCGGUACAGCAAACUAUAAAAAAUCACAUGCGACGAACAUCCCUUUAAUUCUGUUUGGAAACCCCCUCUUUCUGGGGUCUUUCAGUUCGUCAGCAAAAAGAACCCCUACGUAUAAGCUAUCUGAAAUACAGUAGAUCGUUUGAAAUUUAUUUUGUAGCUGAGCAGCAGACUACCAGAAAAAGAGCUUGAAUCUCUUUCUAUGGCUGAUGGUCACGCGUGUCUUGGCGAGAGUUUACUCUACUCUGGUGAGUCUGAAAAAGCACGGAGUCAUUUAGAGACUGCACAAUCCUUGUUUAAGAAUUACAAGGGCCCAGAGAAUGUGCGGCUAGACUUGGCCAAUGUGUUGCAUUUUCUUGGAGAGGCUUGCAGUAACAGUCAUCUGGGAAACCCUCAGACAGGCGAAAGAUACCUAAGAAAGGCUUUGAAAGAAAAACUGGAGUUGUUCGAUGGCAGAGCACAUCCACAAGUUGCGUUCACUCUGCAAAGUCUUGGAAACGUUUUGAACGAGCUUGGAAAACAAUCUGAAGCGAUUAAUCACAUCAAGAGAGCUCUCGAGAUAUACGAUGAAACUGGGAACUACGAACAAGAGUAUGGGUAUACCCUAAGUGCUUUGGGGUCUUCAUACCGUUACCUUGGUCAGUACACUCAAGCAGAAGACUGCCUAAAGAAGGCUCUGAAGAUCUUCAGAUCCGUCCAUUCACCAAGCAAGCUCAGGAUUGGUUUGACGCUCAGCCGCCUUUCCUCAGUUCAACGAAACAUGGACAAACUGGACGAGAGCAUUCAUUCUUUGAACGAAGCACUAAACAUGUUUGGAUACAACGACAUAUACAGAGCCGUGAUCUUAUCAAAGCUGAGUGUGGUGUAUCGCUAUAAGGGAGAUUCUAAACAAAGUCUUCGCUAUGCAGAGAAGGUUAAAGAAAUUUCAGACGGGCAGCAUGACACAAAACGUCAUCCAGCUAUUGCUACUGCAUUAUUGAAUCUUGGGCAUGCUCAAAGUGACAUUGGGUAUGUGGAGGAUGCAGUAAAGAAUCUCACCAAGGCGAUGGAAAUUUACGUUGCACUCCACGGUAAAAAUCAUCGAAUUGUUGCUGCCAACCUUAACUACUUGGGGUAUGCAUAUCUGCAAAUGGGAAUGGUAGAAACGGGAAAGAAACAGCUGGAAAGGGCAGUGGAGAUUUUUGGACAGGAUUCGCCAUUACAUCCAGAGAGAGCCAAUUCACUGAAGAGGCUCAGCAAGGCAUGCUUGAUCAUCGGGGAGACUGUCAAAAGUGCUGAUUUAGCCUUCAGCGCAUUGCAGAGUUACAAGGACACUUAUGAAAACACCAUGGAACACAGAGAGGUGCGAAAAUGUACCGUGAGGGUUGCGUACGCGUGCUCUAAGAUGGGUCUUUUUGAUGCGGCAAAAGAAUAUCUCAGGGAAGUAGAACUUUGCUUCCCCAAAGAAAAAGUAACACAUCCCGAGUUUGCUGCAUUUCUUCGAAAGAAAACUGAAAUUACUCUUGACAGUUUCGAGUCAGUCAGAUGGCCUUCAGAUGAGCUGAACGUUCAAAAGAUAUUGUCGAAAGCAGACACGGAUCUUGUCAGAGCAGAAGAAAUCUUGUCCAAAUCCCUUGGACGUAAUCAUCGCAAAUUCGCCGUGACGAAGAAGGAGAUAGCGCGCCUGAAAAUUCUGAUGGGUUUUCACGAGAUUGCCCUCAAGGAAAUUUGUUCAGCUCUAAAAGUGCUGAGUCCCAAUGUUUCUCACUACUUGAAGGCGGACUUUUCGCUGAUAAGAAGUGAUGCUGAAAAGAAACUUGGACUGAAUAUGGCUCAAGAGCUGUCCUUAAAGAAAGCCGAAACUAUUUAUCGACAAACAUUUGGUGAUAAUCAUCCGAUGGUUGUGUUUACUCUGCAGAAACUGUGUACUUCAUAUUUAGAUUUAGAGAACCCCCAAAAAGCCCAUGAAUAUUUUAAAGCUAGUGAAAAAGCUUGUGAAGUGCUUAAAACGAAUCUUAAGGAGCAGCUUGAUAGCUGUCAGAGCAAUUUCCUCAAGAACUACAAUAUUAAUACACAUCCUAUUGUAAAGCGUCAGCAGUUACUAGCUAAGAGAGUCAUGCGUAAUCAAGGUGCAUGGUAAAUCAGUAGGAACUUUCGUAAGGGCGUAGCUAGGGGGGGGCUCCUGGGGUGCCCGUGACCCCCCUUUUGUGAGCCUUUUUUGGGCAGACAACCUACAACAGGUGGCGGAAACGUAAUGACAAUCUGGUGAGUACCCUCACUUUGACACAGUGUGACCCCCCCUUCGAAAAAUCCUGGCUACGCUCCUGUUUCGUACAAAGUAACCUAAACCGACGACUAAUUCCAAAAUGUUGUAAAAAGCUUUGUUGUAAUGCUUGUCACAUAAAAGUAAAACAAUAGCAAUAUACAGACAGUAACAAAGGAACUUUAGUUAUAAAAGUGUUGCUCUGCAGGGCUGUUUAAUCUGAGCAUGUACUCUGUUGUACAAAUAGCUUUUUGCUAUUUUUUUUUAAUCCGUACUCGUAGUGAAUAGAAAUACCACUCCAAGAAAUCUGGAGGUCUCCCAGACAAGUUUUCUUCUUUUUUCUUCAAUUUAUGGAGUACGAUUAAGAAAUAUUGUUACAUUUCAAUUCCCAAGAAGACUAAUGGAAGAAAAUUGACUGUUAUGGGACUUAACAAUCGUAAAAUUGUUCAACAAACUAGUGAUCGGGAGUAAACAGCUCGAAAACAGCUGCAACUUUCAAACGACAAUUUGGUCCACGUGUGAUCUUGCUAAAACGUGUGUUAUAGCCGCACAACUGUAGUUUUCUAGUUUAAUGGGAUUUGACAUUAUGUGAACUUUAAAUGAAGUACUAGAUAAGAAACUUUGUAUCUCGGAUGUAAGCACAUAGUUUUUGUCGUGUAGAGUUUUGGCUUUGUGAAAACUGGCUGUAUUACGGUCAAAAAGCUACAAAUAUUGUUGAGUUGAAGUAUCGGCAACAGCGCGAAGUUAACCCCUUCUAAAUAUGAACGCUCAUCAACUAUCAUCUCAUACAAAUCAAGAGCGUAAUCCCUAAUUAUUAAAUAUGAAACGGUAAAAGCUUCUUGGCCGCAGGGUUUUGCAACAUUGAUCAUACUUGUUCUCCUCGAGGCAGAAUUUAACCUUGCCAAGUGUUUUCAAUAAUAAAGUGUCAACAACUUUACUUUUUUAAUCAAACAAGGUUGUGCGUAUGAAUAUCCUUCAUUUUCAAGACAGAUUAUAAAUGAAAGCCCAGCUACCUUGAUGAUAUCACUAUCGCCGAUAGGCUCCAGGGGAAGAUUUAAACACUGUGGCAAACCAUUUUCACAGGGGUUUUAUCCGAGAGCUUCGUGAGUCCCUGCCGCAUGCGUAACGGUUUCUCGGUGACUACUUAAUGAAGAUAUUCAUAUUAACAAACGCAUUUAGUAUUUCUACACUUUAAAAUGCUAAUCUUUUUUAGUAUAAAUCUACUAACUUUCUAUCACGAGUGAUGUUCUUCUAUCCUGCAGUAGAUAAUGAGUAGCUUAGCAGUGUACAGUUGUUUACAAAAUGGCGGCAGCUUCUUUGCGCUUCGAAGAGUCUGUGAAGAGGAUUUAGAUAAUUUGCUAGUCGAGCCGAUUCCAGAGAAGAUAAAAGUUGUAACGGAAUAUAGAGUGACGAUUUGGAA